ACGUGACAGAUGCGGAAGUUGGCGCCGGUCGAAAUCCAGCGAAAGGGGAGUUGAAUCGUGGCUCAGUGGAGUGGAUGCAUCAUUUGUUCAUCCUUCUUCGUUGUUUGAGGUUCCAUAUUAUUUUGUCUCUCGGUGACUUGGACACAACCGAUAAGGACACUAACUGCACUGUGUGCGAAUUUAACCUCAAUUGCAGAAUUUACAAGAAUGACAACAAUGCCUUGCUAGCUGAUGAUCGCGCUGCUGCAGUGUGUGGGUCGUGGAGUGAUCUUCAAGAAAACGGCAGAAAAAAUAUCCGGGUUGUUUUGAGGCUGGGCCAUAGAGAUGACCAGGCUGUGACGGGUGGAUUCUGUAUAGGAUUGACCCUGGCAUGGCUACUGCUAGGAAGAGCUCUGCGGCAAAGGCGGGGGCCGUCAGUUUCUCAGAAGAGCCAGCCACCGCUAUUGCUGCCGCCGGCACCCCCUCCCAUGUCCACUUUGACGAGAAGCUCCACGACUCUGUCGUCAUGGUGAUUCCUCAGCCCGAUGGGAACUUCAUGGUCAAGGUUGGUUUUCUGAAGACCCAGCACAAGUAUGAGAUUGUCUUCGACCUCCCUGAGGUUCCGUCACUGGGGCAGGCUGUGUGUCCAGCUCCUGUACCCAACCAGCACAUCUGCAUCACCAAUAUCACUCCUGUAGCAGAGGGUGGUCUGAGAGUGACGUGUGAGUACAUGGCCCAUCAGGAGGGGGUGGUAUGUGAGGAGGUGAUGCUGGUCAGUGAGAGCCAGGUGGAAGUCUGUGUGGGGGUCAAGGUUCAAGCCCGCGUCAUGGACCGUCACCAUGGUACACCCAUGUUGUUGGAAGGAGUGCGUUGUGUGGGUGUGGAGCUGGAGUAUGACUCUGAACAGAGUGACUGGCAAGGAUUUGACUAGACCAGGCAAUGCGACACACACACACACACACACACACACACACACACACACACACACACACACACACACAUUCAAACAAAAAGACAGUGCCACAUAUAUUGGAAUUCAUCAUCGACUCCAAACUAUCCAUUCAAGAUGUUUUGGUCCAAAAGGAGGAUGAAAUUAGGAAAUAGACAGUGGUUAUUUUUUUAAAGCAAGGCUAAUGUGAUCAGAUCUCUGUUGAGCAUACCUCCAGUAUAGUUAGUUAAUGCAUCUGAAAUGCAUUGAAACAGGUACUAUUUUUUAAUUGUCAUUAGUACUGCAAUGAUAUACGUCAUCCAACUGCCCAUGCCUUUCCACUGCGUGCCCCUAUGUUGUUGAAUAUGUUUUCUGAGUAAACCUAUAGGGGGCAGCAAAGCUCGCGUAAACAAUUCAGCCCAUUUCACCCAGCCUGGCUUUAACAGUACCCAUAGGGGUCGACAAAGACCACUAAAUGUAUCCCUCCCAUCUGACAUGGAGGGAUUGAAAAUGACUUAUUUUAAGUUCAUAAUAAUAAUUAUACGCUAUGAAUCAAUUGCAAGUGCCUAUGUUGCUGUACAGCUUUUACCAUCAACAACUGCCUUCUAUCCCUUGCCUAGUUAAAUAAAUCAAAUAAAAAUUUAACAAAAUAAUCCAUCUACCAAUCACUAACCUGCCCUCCCUCCCCCAAACCCCUCACCGUUCUCUCUGAGCACUGAUACUCUUGUUGCAAACUAAUCUCUUUGUAAGAAGUAUAGUUAGUCACUGUUUACUGUCAAUGGUUAGUCAUUGUAAAUGAAUAUUCCCAUCAAUUAAGAAUAUCUAGUACAAUCAAUCUCUGUAUUUCACAUAGCUAAGUGGAAUUAAACCUGUUUUCUUUAUCAAAUCAGACAAUCUACAUGUGUUAAAUGUGUUCGCCCUUAAUUGUUUUUAUAUUUGUGUAUAAUAGGCUCUGUAAUGUCUUGAAGUUAUCCCUUGUUAUCGGGUGUCCAUACUAAAUCCACGCUCCCAGUUUGAGGUCAAUUUCAUUUAAAUUCCAAUCGAUUCACGAAGUACACUGGAAUUCCAAUUGUCUUCCAUGCUUUUCAAUGUGGAUCAUUCGGAAUUGGAAUUUUGUUUGCUUUCUGAAUUGACUCUAACCCUGCCAUGCUUCAAACGAUAGUGAAACGGAUCGUGGAUUCAGUUUGGAUACCAUCCGAUCUUGUCCCAUCGACAGGUUAAGAGUAGAAAAAGAGGGGCCACUAUUGUUCAUGCAGUCAGACUGAUCAAAAUAAUAUUCUCCACCCACAUUGUGAUAGGCAUCAUGUCUGUUCUUAGCAGGGUUGGGUCAAUUCCAUGUCAAUUCAGAGAGUAAACCAAAUUCCACAUUUCUAAUUCAAAAGCGUUUAAAAGAAUUGGAAUUUCAUUGUACUUCCAGAAUUGACCCCAACCCUGGUUCUUAGGUUACUGUAAUGAGGGAUUACUGUACUAGGAGGGGUGUAGCAUUUUGUCAGUCAAUACACUACACAAUACAUGUUCCCUUAUAGAUGUUGGUUGUUGUGAUCGCUCUUAUUUUGUUAUGCCAUGAAAUAAUAAAGUUUAUGUAUUUAAAAAUAA
Molecule: messenger RNA, 2503 nt
Organism: Salvelinus fontinalis (brook trout)
Lineage: Eukaryota; Metazoa; Chordata; Actinopteri; Salmoniformes; Salmonidae
Product: UPF0687 protein C20orf27 homolog
Exons: 7
Coding region: 371-910 (179 amino acids)
Source: RefSeq, a predicted model, not a curated record